Pseudonaja textilis is the source of this 965-nucleotide messenger RNA. RefSeq names its product proteasome 20S subunit beta 1 (gene PSMB1). Gene Ontology annotation, cellular component: proteasome core complex; cytoplasm; nucleus. The record is from RefSeq and is a predicted model, not a curated record. NCBI's taxonomy places the organism in Eukaryota, Metazoa, Chordata, Lepidosauria, Squamata, Elapidae.
AGCCGCUUCCGCUUCCGCUUCCGCCAUCUUGCCGUGAGACAGCAAGCAAGCGGGGGAACCGGUGGAUUUGGAGCAAGGAUGUUGUCGGCCGCUGCUUUCGCUGAACCUGUGUUCGGGUUGCCUAGAGAGGUUAGGCAGAGCUCUGCGGUGCAACAUCGCUUCUCUCCGUAUACUUUCAAUGGCGGGACCAUAUUGGCAAUUGCUGGUGAAGAUUUUGUUGUUGUCGCAUCAGAUACCCGACUGAGUGAAGACUAUGCCAUUCAUAGCCGGGAGAGCCCUAAAUGUUAUAAACUGACAGAUACAACAGUUAUUGGCUGCAGUGGAUUUCAUGGAGACUGUCUUACCCUUACUAAAAUCCUUGAGGCAAGAUUGAAGAUGUACAAGCAUUCCAAUAACAAGAUCAUGAGUUCAGGCGCAAUUGCAGCCAUGCUUUCUACAAUCCUGUACUCCCGACGCUUCUUCCCUUAUUAUGUGUACAACAUAAUUGGUGGAUUGGAUGAGGAAGGGAAAGGUGCAGUAUACAGUUUUGAUCCAGUAGGAUCCUACCAGAGAGAUAGUUUCAAAGCUGGUGGAUCAGCGAGUGCCAUGCUGCAACCUCUGCUGGACAAUCAGGUUGGCCUCAAGAACAUGGAGGGUGCUAGACAAUUGCCUUUGUCCUUGGAAAAGGCUUUGCAGCUGGUAAAAGAUGUCUUCAUUUCUGCUGCAGAAAGAGAUGUUUAUACAGGAGAUGCACUAAAGAUCUGCAUUAUCACAAAAGAUGGAAUUAAAGAAGAAAGCUUUCCAUUAAGAAGAGACUAACCACUGCAUCAUUCAAGUUAAAAUGCUUGGUCUCUAACAGUCAUUUUUUUAUGCAGAUUGUUUACAGGUAGCAUGUUAACAUUUGAUAAAUUAAAAUAAGGAAUAAAGAAAUUAAUGCUUCAUUGUUAAAGUUUCAUGGCAUGUUCUAUAAAUAGACUUUGGGUUAU